Linum trigynum is the source of this 273-nucleotide messenger RNA. The record is from the annotation of a GenBank genome assembly. Lineage: Eukaryota; Viridiplantae; Streptophyta; Magnoliopsida; Malpighiales; Linaceae.
AUGAGCACGCCGGCGCCGGGGACUGACCCCCUGGACUGCCACCUCCCGGAUGCUACGCAAGGUUUUAGACGUCCAGUUGUUGCGACAUCUUCGCCGAAUGGCAAAGGGGAGAAGGAAACACAGCAGGCCAAGAAGAGACUGAGAUCUCUGAUCACUAACCCGCUAUUCGGCAAUGAAACCGUGAUGGAGGAUGCAGCAAAGGAUGUCGAUGGGGAAAGAGGUACUGCCAGCCCAACCCCUACGAGCCCCGGCCGGAAGAUCCCGCCUUCCUAG